Messenger RNA from Camellia sinensis, 972 nucleotides. The record is from RefSeq and is a predicted model, not a curated record. NCBI's taxonomy places the organism in Eukaryota, Viridiplantae, Streptophyta, Magnoliopsida, Ericales, Theaceae.
AAUCCGUGUUGGUAUAUUUAUCCAGACUUCCACAUUAGAAGAAGAGGCAUACCCAGCUUUAAAUGAGUUAUCAACUAAAACCAGUAUGCAUAAUCUCAAACACGUGAGAAUCAUAAAAGGUCGUUUGGUUGCUUGGUCUGGGCGUGUGCAAAAGGUGAGGGAUGAAUUUGAACAUCUACUGGAUGACGACUUAGAUAUGGUUCGAAUGUACUUGACUGAUAAGCUUGCCACCUUGCAAUCUGAAGGUUUAGAAGAUGAACUAGGGAAUGAUGCAAAUGCAUUUAAAUCGGGCAAUGAUAGUGAUGAGGAUGUGAGCAGCAAAAGCAGUACUAUAGAUGUAAGUGAUCUCAAACCAAAUGUUGAAGAGUUGGAAAUGCUAUUGGGAGCCUACUUUGUGCAAAUAGAAGGAAUAUUAAACAAACUAUCAACGCUACGCGAAUACAUCCACAACAUAGAGGACUACAUCAACAUCGUAUUGGAUGACAAACAGAAUCAACUCCUGCGAAUGGGCGUAAUUAUUUCUACAGCAACUCUGAUGAUGCACUCAGGGAUCGUGGCUUCAGGUUACUUUGGCAUGAACAUCGACAUUUCUAUCACUGAUUCCGCAACCCUUGGACAGUGGUCUGGGAUUGUUGGAGGUAUAACUGUUUUUCCAAUUAUUUUAUUUGCCAUAGCCAUGUUGCUGUUCAAGUGGUUAAAGCUUCUUGGCUGAGGACUAACUAACUUCUCACGAGAGGUUAGAUAUAACAAUAUUUGCUACAAAUAUAUCAUUAUCUAUCUCCAAGUUAGAUACAAUUAAAAAAUCUUUGGAUCUAGUGUAUCAUAUAAGAGGGUAUGUUUAAUGACAUAUGGGAAGUCUAUGGUGUGUUUUGAAUUUUUUUUUCCUUCUCUGUACUAAGGUCAUGUAUGUAAAAGGAUAUCACACUCAUAACUAAAAUAUAUAAUUAUAUUGUGUAUUCUUUUGAGCUUUUU